Plasmodium gallinaceum is the source of this 17376-nucleotide messenger RNA. RefSeq names its product dynein heavy chain, putative. The record is from RefSeq and is a predicted model, not a curated record. Lineage: Eukaryota; Apicomplexa; Aconoidasida; Haemosporida; Plasmodiidae. The coding region runs from base 1 to 17376 and encodes 5791 amino acids. The transcript has a single exon. Gene Ontology annotation, cellular component: outer dynein arm. Gene Ontology annotation, molecular function: minus-end-directed microtubule motor activity; dynein intermediate chain binding; dynein light intermediate chain binding. Gene Ontology annotation, biological process: microtubule-based movement; outer dynein arm assembly.
AUGGAUAGGAAAAAUGAGAAUACACAAAUUUAUAAUAUAUAUAAAUGGGUUUUUAAGAAAUUAAAAUUUUCUUAUAAAGAUGAAUAUAGUAUUGAUUAUUUAAUAGAUAACAACAUCGAAGAAAAAAAAAACAUUAUUGAGAAUUUUAUUUGUAAUGAAAAAGAUGACAUAUUGUUAUUUGGUGUAGAAAAUAAUAAGAUGGUGAUGGUAAAAGAAGAAAAUAUAAAAUUUAAUCAAAAAAUAGUAUAUUUUUAUAAAUAUUUAAAUGAUGGAAUUAAAGAUGAAAGCAAAAUGUUAUAUGGUAUUUUAUCUCCAAAUAUAUUAGAUACAUUAAAACUAAUGCUAAAAAAUGUAAUGUAUCCAUUAUUUCUUAAUAAUAGAAUAAUAUAUGAAAGUAUUUCAACAGAUGAAAUAAAUAAAUUCACAAUGGAAUUUGAUACAUAUAUUAAGGAAUUGAACGAAUUUAUUUUUAUUCUGGAAGACAUAAAGAAGGUUAAGUUAAAAAUGAAAAAAGAACAUGAGAUGAUUUGCGAAAGUAAUAGUGAUAUAAAUGAAAAUGAUAGUGAAAUUUCUAUUAAGCAAUAUAAUAAAAAAGUAAAUGAAAUAGAAAAUAAAAUACAAAAGAAAAAAAGUGAAACAAUUCAUCUAACAAAAUAUUUAAAUAUAUUAGAAAAUUUAUUUAAUGACAUGCAACAAAAAAUACAGCAAUAUAAAGAAUCAAAUGCCGAUGUUGGUCCUUUUAUAGAGAUACAAUAUUGGAGAUACAAACAUAGAUAUUUAUUAUUCAUUAUCGAAGAGUUAAGAAGUAAUGAAAUUAAGAAUAUAAUAAAUAAUAUAAAUAUAAAUAGCUCAAAUAACGAAGAACAAAAAUAUACAUACACGUUUGAUAUAUUAAACAAAUGGAGAGAAUUAGAAACAAAAAUUGAAAAUGAAUUUAACGAGAGUAAAGAUAAUAUUAAAUAUUUAGAAAGUGUUGAACAAUUUAUUUUAUCAUUAUAUUUAUGCAAUGUGGAGAACAUUAUAGAUAACAUCCCUUCUCUUUUGAAUUCUAUUAAAAUGAUUUACUUAGUUGCACGUUUUUAUAACACACCUAAUAAACUCAAUAAUUUGUUCAUUAAAAUUACAAACCAAAUAGUCAUUAAAUGUAAAGAAGAAAUUUUAUGUGCUAAAAAAAAAAAGAAGAAUAAGAAAAAAGUCCCAAAAAACAAAAGAAAGGGCAAAAUAAAAGAAAAUGAAUAUGAAGAUACAAAAUCAGAGGGAAAUAAACAAAACUUUGACAAUAGUAAUGAUCAAGAAUACAUAAACAACACGGAAAAUAAUGAUGUUAAUUUUAAUAAAAAUUUAGAUAAUAAUGAAGAUGAUUAUGAGGAAAUGUAUAAAAAAGAGAAAAAUAAUUGUAGAUAUAUGAAUUAUGGAAAUGACAAUAAUGAGGAUUGUUUCUAUCAGGUAGAUGAUGAUAGUGAUGAGUCUGAUGAUCAAGAGAAUGAAGAUAAUGAACAUUUCAAUAAUAAAUUAAGUGAAAGAGAAGAAAGUGAUUACAACAUGAAAAAUAAAAAUAUGAAUAUUAGAAUGGAUAAGUUAAAAAAUAAGCAAAAUUUAUGGCUUCUAGACCCUGAUAAUUUAAUAGAAAAAUUUGAAUUAUGCUUUAAGUUAUAUGAUAAGUAUAAAGAAGAAUUUGAAAAUAUAAAAACCUUUUUUGAAAAUAAUUCUAAAAACAAAUCUAUUGAUUUAAAUACUAAAGUUAUAUUUUGUAAGAUAGAAAUUUUCUGUAGGCGCCUAAAAAAAUUAGUAGAUUUAUUUCUAUGCAUAAAACAAUUUAAAAACUUAAGAAAAGUAAAGUUUGAUUGCGUACAAAAUAUAACAACUACAUUUAAUAAAUAUAUAAAAGAAUUUAAAUUAAAGCAUACAGACGAUAUGCUAAAUUAUAAUGAUAAUUAUUUUGAUAGAGAUUUUGUAGAGUUAAGAGUUUAUAUAUCAGAAUUAGAAAGCGAUUUACAAGAAAACAUAGUUAAUUUGUUAAAUAAUAGUUCAAAUAUUAUGCUUUCUUUUUUUAUAUUUUUCAAAUUUAAGAAAUGCUUCAUAAGAGAUUAUCUCAUUCACUUUUUGAAUACCAAAUAUGACAUUCUACUAUUGCAAUUUCUAGAAAUUUUAAAUUGUAUCAAUAAUGAUUUAGAAAACUAUAAAAAUAAUUUAAAUUUAAGCAAAAGUGUAAAUUAUUUAAAAAAUAUUUUUUGGAUUCUUAGUAUUAACUAUAAAAUAAAACACAUAAUUAAAAUAUUCUUAGAUGAAAAUAGCAAUAAAGAGGAUAGUAAUGAUUCAUCUUAUUUUGAAUUACCACAUUUAAAUAAUUCAAAUAGGAAAUUAAGCAUUAAUAACAAAAAAGAAAAAUCAUGUAAAAUUAGUACAAAUGAAGAUGAUGUGAAUACAAAUAAUAGUAUAAAUAAUACUAAUAACAUAAAUGAUCAAAUUUUAAAAUUAUUAGACGAUCAUGAAAAAAAAAAAACAGACGAUAUGAAAAUAUUAUUAUCAGAAGAAAAUAACAAAGAUAAUACAAGAGAUAUGGGAAAAGAAAAAGAAAAAAAAAAAAAAAAUAUUCUACUAAAAAGUUCUAAUGGAAAAGAAGUGCUGAAAUUAUACAUAAAAAUUACCAAGUUUAUAGAAGAAUAUAAAAAUAAAUUAUUUAAACAUUGGUUAGCUUAUUCAAAAAAUAUUAAUAGUUUAAAUGUUACUGUUUUUGUUAAACAUCCUAAAACAAAAAAUGUUAUCGUUAAUUUUGACCAUAGAAUCAAACGAGUAAUAAGAGAAGCAAAAAUAUUUAUGUCUUUCAAUUUUGAAAUACCAGAUGAAAUAAAAAAUAUGAUUUCACAAGAAACUAAAAUAUACAGUUAUUACUAUAAGUUAUAUAAUAUAUUAAUAUUAAUAAAAAAAUUGAAAAGUAAUAAAAAAAAAGACAUGGAUUUAACUUUAAAAAAUUUUUACGCAUAUAUUGAUAAAUUAAUAUUACCUUUUUUAGUUAAAUAUACAUGGAAUAAUUAUGCACUUGAAGAUUCCAUUGAUAAUUUAUAUAAUGAAAUAAAAUAUUUUGAAGAAACUAUAAAAUCUCUGUAUGACAUAAUAGACGAUCAUAUUAAUUACAAUAUAAAGCUACUUUUUAAAAUUUUAGACUUUAAAAAUGAAAAGUUAAUUAUAGAUAAACAAAAAAAAAAGUUUAAUAAAAGAAUUGUUAUUUGUAAUUCUAUUUCUAAAAAAAUUCAAAUUGCAAUUUUUGAUGUCUUAAGUAAUAUACAAUAUGUUUAUGAAAAUAAAUUAAAAAGUAAUAUUAUGAAAGAAGAAAUAAUUUAUACAAGAAAUUUUUAUUAUGAAAUAUUUAUAUCAAGUAUUAAAAAAAUAUAUCUUAAAAAUAUUAAAGGUUUAAUUAAUACAUGGUCAAAUUUUGAGAAAGGUGAAAAAAAUGAAAUAAAAAAUGAAAUGGAAAUUUUGAUAUUAAUUCACGAAAAUGAUAUUGUUGUAAAUCCAUCUAUAAAAAGUAUAAAGGAAAAUAUUAAAAAAAUUAUAAAUGUUUCUAUAAAUAAUUUAAUUUAUAUAGAUAAUUGGAUAACUAGUGAUGAACUAAUAAAACAGUUUCAUAAGGAAGACGAUAAUAAAACAUGUGAUGAAAUAAAAAGUAGUAAUCUUUCUUUGAAAGAAAAUAAUAAAGAACAUACAAACAAAAAAAACAUAUUUGAAGAACUACUUGAUUUCUCUUUUUUCUCUAAAAAAAAUAUGAAAGAAUCAGGAAAUAAACUAGACGAUUUAGAUAUGGAAAAUGAAAACUGUGUUAAUAAUUUAAAAUUUCAAUUCAAUUUUUAUGAUCAAAUAAAAGAGGAUAAAAAUAUUGAAAAAGAAUUAAUAAAACUUAAUGAUAAAUUAUCUGUAUUUCAAAAUAUCGUUGAUAAUUUUAUUCUAAAAUUUGAGAAAUAUAAAUAUAUAAUAAAAAAUUUUGAACUAGAGAAAAACAAAGAAAAAUCAAAUAAUAGCGAAAACAGUCAAAUAGAAAAAAACAAAAUAAUGUUGAAAAAUGCAGUAUUGGAUGUUGAAAAUUAUAUGAAUGAUAAAAUUGAAGAUCAAGAAAAAGAAAACAAUUUAUUUAAUUUUACUACAAAUGAAGAAGAAUUAGAAAAUAUGAACGUUAAUGAUAAAACAAAUGAUAAAGAAGAAGAUAAUGACAAUGACAAUGACGAAGAGGAUUCUAAUAACAGCUCUGAUAUGGAAAAUGAAUAUGAUUAUAAACAUUAUAAAGAAGAAGAAGAAAAAAUAAGACAAUAUAUUAACAUAAAAAAAGAAAUAAAUAAUAUAGAGAGUUUUUAUGUAUUAAAUGUAUUUAAAUUUAAUUUGGAGAGUUUUAAGAUGUAUUUAAUAAACAUAAUUGAAAAUGAGACAUUAGAGUGUGCAAAUAAAAUUAUUGCACCUAUAAAAAAAAAAAGUGAUUUAUUAAUAAAAAAAAUGAACACUUAUAAAGUUAAAUUGAAAAAGAAAAUAAUAGAUAUAGAUUCACUCUAUUAUGUAAUAAAUAUAAUAAAAAAAGUGCACAUUUUUGAAUCAACUAUUGAUAUAGAGCUAAAACCCAUAAACGAAAUGUUAGAUAUACUGGAAUUUUAUAUGACUAACUUUUUAAAAAAACAAAUUGAUUCUUUAAGAAGUUCUAACCAGUAUGAUGAUGAAGAAAAUUAUCAGUUAAAAUUUAUAAAUAAGAUAGAAAAAAAAAAGUCAUGUAAUGAAUUAUACAAAUUAGAUGAGUCUUAUAAUAAAAAUCUGCUUAACACAUUUAAUAAAUUAAAUUUAAUGAAAAAAAAUUUUAUAGUAUUGUACAAAUUUGAAGUCGAAAAAAAAAAUGUAAUUUUAACUAAAUUUAACGAACUUAUAUCCUUAACAAAAAAAGUGGAGGAAGAAAUACAAGAAAAAAAAAAUUGCAUGAAAAAUGAUUUAAUAAAUAAUAUAUAUACUUUUAAAACAGAUAUAAAAAUAUUUAGAGAAAAUUUUUUAAAAAUGAAUUUUAAAAGUGAAAAUAUAAACCCUUUAAAUGCCUUCGAAUUAUUAAAAAGAUAUAAAGAAGAAAUAAGUAUGUUGAAGAAAAAAUAUAAUAGUUAUUAUAAAGGAGAGUCAAUUUUUGGUUUAAAACAUCAACCUCAUUCUGAUUUAUUUUUAAGUACAACUGAAAUCAAUAAUUUUUAUUCCCUAUAUGAUCUAUAUGUUCAAUUAAAAGAAAAAUUGAAUGAAUGGAAAAACUUAAAAUGGAAUGAUGGAAUAAUAAAAAUGAAAGAAUUAAAAAGUGAAAUAUUGUCUUUUGAAAAAAAGUGCUCUCAACUACCUAAAAAUUUAAAAACAACAGUAAUUUAUAAAAAUCUAAUAAAAGAAAUUUUUCAUUUUAAAGAAAUAACACCAGUAGUUGAUGAAUUAGAAAAAAAGACAAUUUUGAAAAGACAUUGGAUAGAGAUAAUUAGUGUAUUAAAAGAAAAAAAAAAAAAAGAUACCAACACAAAAGAAAAAAAGAUAAAAAAAAUAUAUAAAAGCAGCGAAAAAAUAAAUCAAAAGGAAAAGGGAGAAAAUAAAGAAGACAAUAAUUUAAUUCAAGAAAAGGGACAAUCAGAAGCUAAAAAUUUAAAACAAACAGAAACGUUAGAUAAAGAUAAAAUGUCUGAGGAACAGAAUAAUUUGCAAGACAAUGAAUUGAAAAACAAUACAAAUAAUCAAGAAAAUGAAAUUAAACAAGAAAAUGAAAAUAAACAAGAAAAUGAAAUUAAACAAGAAAAUGAAAAUAAACAAGAAAAUGAAAUUAAACAAGAAAAUGAAUAUAACAAGGAAAAUGAAAAUAACAAGGAAAUUGAAAAUAAACAAGAGAAUGAAAUUAAACAAGAAAAUGAAAAUAAACAAGAAAAUGAAAAUAAACAAGAAAAUGAAAAUAAACAAGAAAAUGAAAAUAACAAGGAAAUUGAAAAUAAACAAGAAAAUGAAAAUAAACAAGAAAUUGUGAAGUUAGAUGAAGGGAAGGCAUUAUAUCAUAAUAAAUAUUUAGAUGUUCCUGGUGAAAUAGACAAAAAGGAAAAUUCCUUUCAAAGUGGGUUAUUAGAUGAAAAUGCAUAUUUAGAUGAAGAUGAAUAUAUAAAUAAUUUAAAUAAACUAGAUUUAGAUAAUAUGGAUUUUUUUAUUAAAGAUAUUAUAAAUUAUCAUUUAUUAAAAAAGAAAGAUGAUAUAUUAGACAUUUGUGAUAGUGCAGAAAAAGAAGCAAGUAUCGAAGAAAAGAUAAAUGAACAAUAUAAGAUAUGGAAUGAAACAUGCUUUCAAUUUAGCAAAUGGAAAAAUAGGGAUUAUGCGUGUAUACUAGUUGGAAGUAAAGUUAUUGAAAUACAAGAGAGUUUAGAAGAGAGUCAAAUUCUAUUAAAUAAUAUAAAUUCAACAAAAUAUAGCAAACCAUUUAAAAAUAAAUUAUUACUGUUAUUAAAUAAAUUAUCUGAUUGUAGUGAUAUUGUUGAAAGAUGGAUAAAGGUACAAAUGUUAUGGUGUUCUAUGGAAAGUGUAUUUACCAGUGGAGAUAUAGCAAGGCAGAUGCCAAUUGAAUCAAAGAGAUUUCAUCAGAUUGAUAAAGACUGGAUAAAUAUAAUUAAUAUAGCUAACGAAUCUUCCAUUGUAAUUGAAUGUUGUCAAAGUAGUAUGCUAAAGGAGUUACUACCAAAUAUGCAAAAAGGAUUAGAGAGUUGUCAGAAAUCUUUAGAGUCUUAUUUAGAAGGAAAAAGAAGCAAAUUCCCUCGCUUUUAUUUUGUAUCUAAUUUAGUAUUAUUAAAAAUAUUAUCUCAAGGAUCAGACAUCAAUAUAAUACAAUCAGAAUUAAUAAAAUUAUUUGAUGCAAUAAACUACUUGACAAUAAAAACUAUACAAAAUAAAAAAAGAAUAAUAUGCAUAAAUAAUAAAGAAAAAGAUGAUAUAGAAACAGUACAGUUAGUAAAUCAUGUAACUAUUGAUGGUAAUAUUGAAAACUGGUUAAUUUUAUUAGAAAAAGAAAUGCAAAAAGCAAUAAAAAAAGAAUGUAAAAUUGGUGUAGCUAGUUCUUCUCAAUUAUUCAAAACACUUAAUUUAAAAGAAUUCUGUGAUAAAAAUAUAGCUCAAGUUGCAUUAAUAUGCUUACAGGUUAUGUGGACUAAUGAUAUAGAAAAAUGCAUAAAUAAAUAUCAUACAGAAAAAAAUAUAUUAAAAGUAACUAACAAAAAAAUUAAUUAUAUAAUGUCUGAACUAGUAAAUAUAUGCUUAUCUGAUUUAGGUACCAAAUUAAAUAGAACCAAAUACGAAACUUUAGUUACUAUACAUGUGCAUCAGAGAGACUUGUUUAGUGAAAUUUCUACUAAAAUAAAAGAACAUAAAAUUAAAACAUGUACAGAUUUUGAUUGGAUAAAGCAAACAAGGAUCUAUUAUAAAGUGGAAAAAAAUAUAAUUUUAAUUAGCAUAUCCGAUGUAGACUUUAUAUAUUCUUAUGAAUAUCUAGGUAUAAAAGAAAGAUUAUGCAUAACUCCAUUGACGGAUAGAUGUUAUUUAACUUGUGCUCAAGCUUUAGGUUUAUGCUAUGGAGGAGCACCAGCUGGACCAGCAGGAACUGGGAAAACAGAAACAGUAAAAGAUUUGGGAAGAACUUUGGGUAUUUAUGUAAUUGUAACAAAUUGUUCAAAUCAGCAUAAAUACAAAGAUAUGGCAAAAAUAUUCAAAGGACUAUGUAGAAGUGGAUUAUGGGGAUGUUUUGAUGAAUUUAAUAGAAUUAAUUUAGAUGUUUUAUCUGUUGUUGCUAUGCAGAUUGAAUCGAUUGUAACCGCAAAAAAACAAUCAUUAAAAUAUUUUUUAUUUCCUGGAGACUCAAAAUCAAUUAAUUUAAACCCUUCAUCAGCUUAUUUUAUCACUAUGAAUCCUGGCUAUGCUGGUAGACAAUUAUUACCAGAAAAUCUAAAAAUAUUUUUUAGAUUUAUUUCCAUGAUGGUUCCAGAUAGGCAAAUUAUAAUUAAGGUUAAAUUAGCAUCUGUUGGAUAUUUAGAUAUUGAUAAUUUAAGUAACAAAUUUAAAUCUUUAUAUAAUUUAUGCGAAGAACAAUUAUCAAAGCAAAAACAUUAUGAUUUUGGUUUAAGGAAUAUCUUGUCUGUUUUGCGUACUGCAGGAGAUACAAAAAGAUCAGCAGGGGCAAGUGAAAACGAUGAGGAAAUGUUAUUAAUGCGUACUUUAAGAGAUAUGAAUUUAUCAAAAUUAAUAUAUGAUGAUGUACUUUUAUUUUUAUCUUUAUUAAACGAUGUUUUUCCAAAAUUUCAUAACAUAACAAAAAAAAGUUAUCAGUUAAUAGAAGAUAAUGUAUUACAAAUUAUCAAGAAAAAAAAAUUAUGUGCAAAAAAUAAAUGGAUAUUAAAAAUCUUACAGUUAUAUGAAACAUCCUUAGUUCGCCAUGGUUUCAUGUUAGUUGGUAAUACUUUGACAGGGAAAACAGAAAUAUUAAAUAUUUUAACUGCUGCAUUAACAAAUAUAGGCACUGUUACAAAAAUUAUUACUUUAAACCCAAAGGCAAUAACUUCUGAACACAUGUAUGGAGUUAAAGAUAAUUUAAGUGAAGAAUGGACACCAGGUAUAUUUGCAAAUAUAUGGGAAAAAUAUAACAAUAACAAUUUAAAAUAUGACACAUGGAUAGUAUGUGAUGGACCUGUUGAUGCAAUAUGGAUAGAAAAUUUGAACACUGUCUUAGAUGAUAAUAAAAUAUUAACAUUAGCUAAUAAUGAUAGAAUUCCAAUGACUGAUAAUACAAAAAUAGCUUUUGAAGUGGAAAAUUUAAAUAACGCUUCCCCUGCUACUGUUAGCAGAACAGGAAUAGUAUAUAUUUCUGAUGGUGAUUUAGGAUAUAAGCCUUUUAUUUAUAGCUGGUUACAAAAAUUAAAGGAUGUAAAUACCUAUGGAGUUUCAUUAUUCCCAAUAUUUAAUAAAUUAUUCAUGUUUUAUUUAGACAAAAUUCAAAUUUUACAUUUUUUGAAAAAUAAUUGCAAAUUUGUAAUGGAGAUAACAGAUUCUAUUCUAAUUUUGCAAACAAUUAAUUUAUUAAAUUCUCUAUUAGUUCAGUAUAUUAAUUCAAUAAACAAUUUUAUGUACAAUGAAGAAGAUUUACAUAAAAUAUUUUUUUUUGAUUCUAAUGAAAAAAAAUUAUUGAAUAAAAAUGAGAAAUAUGUAAAACAUCACACUGAAAAUAACUGUAUAGAAAAUUCUGAAAACACUUUAUCUGCAAAAAUUAAAAAGAGCGAAGAAAUAGAUACAAUGAAAACAAAAGAACAUAUACCAACUGGGGAAAAAAAUAAAAACACAAACCGAAUAAAUGAUACAAAAAAUAAUACACUAAAUGAUUCUACUAAGAAACAUUUAUUAAGUACAGGAAACGUAAAGCAAGAUUUACAAAAUAAAGAAGGAAAUGAGAAGGAAAAAGGGGAAAAAAAAAGAAACGAAGAAAAUGAAAAACAUGAAGAAAAUGAACAUAAUGAAGAGGAGGAGGAUGGUGAAAAAACGGAUAAUAUAAAUAAUCGUGUUCUUAUAUCUGAAACAAAAAAUGAGCAAAUAAAAGUAGAGGAAUGUGAAGAAAUAAUGUUAUAUUCUAUUGUUUGGGGAUUAUGUGGCUUGUUGGAAUACAAGGAUAGACUAAAAGUUCAUAACUUUUUAUUGAAAAAUGUUCCAAUAUUAAAAAACAUUUUGGGUAAUAAAAUUAUUUCAAAGGAAAGGAAAAAUGAUGAUAUAUUAAAAAAAGAGAGUGAAAUAAAAAUUAAGGAUAUUGAAAAAGCAGAUACAUUAAGUGAUAAAGAACUAGAUGAAUUUGAAAAUGACAAUAGCUGCUUAAUUUACGAUUUUUAUUUUGAUAUGAAAUUAAAAAAAUUAGUUAAAUGGGAUAUACCACCAUUUAAGAUGCCAAGAAAUAUGAAGUCUAUAUCCUCUAUAUUGAUACCAACAAUAGAAACUAAUAAAAUUGAGCACAUUAUAAAGUUGAUAUCUAAUAUACCUAUUAAAUGCUACAAUUUCCACACCUAUAAAAGUACCUUGUUAUUAGGUUCUACUGGUUCAGCAAAAACGUCUAUAGCUUUAUUGUAUACAUCGAAACAAGAUAAAAAUACUAAAAGGUUUAAUUUUUCUAGUGUUACAACCCCAGAAAAGUUUCAAUUAUUUAUUGAAUCAGAAUUAGAAAGAAAAACAGGUAAAACAUAUGGUCCAAUUGGAAAUACAAAAUCGAUUAUUUUUAUUGAUGAUAUGUCUAUGCCAAAGAUUAAUGAAUGGGGAGAUCAAAGUACAUUAGAAUUAUUAAGGCAACUGAUUGAAUUUCAAGGUUUUUACUUUUUAGAUAAGGAUAAAAGAGGAAAUUUUAAAAAAAUUAUUGAUUUAGAAUACAUAGGAUGUAUUAAUCAUCCUGGAUGUGGCAAUAACGAUAUACCCAAAAGAUUAAAAUCUAAAUGGUUUAAUGUAAAUAUUCUUCCAUAUAAUUUAAAUUCCAUAAAUACUAUAUAUGGAACAGUAUUAAGAACCAAGUUUAACACAAAGAAAAAAUUUUCUAAUGAAAUUGUUGAUAAUAUUGAUAAAAUAAUUUUAUGUACGAUUAAUUUAUUUGGAAAAUUAAAAAAACAUCUGUUACCAGUUCCUUCACGUUUUCAUUAUUUAUAUACAACAAGAGAUUUGGCAAAGAUAUUUUAUUCCAUGUUGCUAUGCCCUUUUGAAACUAUUCAAAAUAAUUUGUAUAAUUUCUUAUGCUUAUGGAAACAUGAAUGUGAAAGGGUUUUAAUUGAUAAGUUAUCACGAAUGGAAGAUAAAAAAUUUUCAUUAGAUCAAUUAAAACUAAUUUUUGAAAAGUAUUAUCCUUCUUAUAAAGAAAUUGCUGAAAAAAAUAUAUAUUUCAGUUAUUUUUAUGUAUCAGAAAAGGAACAACAAAAUUACAUGAUAGAAAAUGAUUUAAUCGAAAAUGUAGGCCCAGAGCAAAAAAAUGGUAAUAAUAAUAUGGAUUGUAAUAAAAAUACAUCUAACGUAGUAGAUAAUAAAAAUCAAUUUGAUAAAGAUAAUUCUGAAAAUAUAAAUAUUAUAAGUAAUGAAAAUAUUUUAUUUAGUGGGAAUAACAUACAAAAUAAAAAUAAUAAUUUGGAUAAUAAGGAGAUAAUAACAAAUGAUGAAAAUAACGAUGAUAAUUCUAACAAUUUUUCUUUUUCAUGGAUGAAGAAAGAUUAUAAAAUUGUUGAAGAUUUUGAAAGAUUAAGAUUUAUUGCUUAUGAAUAUAUGAAAGAAUAUAAUGUAAAUAAUGUAAAAAAAUUAGAUCUUGUUUUUUUUGAUGAUUCUUUAAAACAUCUAAUAAUUAUAAAUAGAAUUAUGCAAACUCCAAAGGGAUCAAGCAUGCUUGUAGGAGUAGGAGGAUCAGGAAAAAGAUCAUUAACAAAACUUAGUGUUUUUAUAAGUGAGCAAGUGUUAUUUCAGCUUAACAUAACUAAAACUUAUACUAAAAAUUUAUUUUUUGAAGAUCUAAAAAGUUUAUAUAUAUCAGCUGGUCAAAUGAAUAAAAAGACUACGUUUUUGUUAAGUGAUAGUGAUAUAGAAAAAAAUGAUUUUAUAUUGGAACAUGUAAACUCUAUUCUAUCAACUGGUUUGGUUUAUGGACUAUUUAUUAAAGACGAAAAAGAAGCUAUUUGUGCUGAAAUGAAAGAAUCUUACUUAAAAGAAAUGAACAAAUCUAAUCAAUCAUCAAAAUUGAAAGGAGGAAAAAAAAAAAGAAAAGAUAAUUAUAAUUUGGAUGAUAUAGAAAUGGAAAAUAAUUCGAAAGAUUCUGAUGUAAAAAGUGAUGAAUCAUCAUUAAGUAGUAUUGAAAAUAAUAGUGAUAGUAUGAGUAACGAAAAACAUAAGAAAAAAAAGGAUGAAAAAGUUAUAAAUGACUUUAAUGUUUCAUCUAAUGUAAUUUUUGAUUACUUACUAGAUAACUUUCGCAAUAAUCUUCAUAUAUUUUUAUGCUUUUCUCCAAUUCACAAAGAAUUUGCAUUAAGAUAUCAACAGUUUCCAUGUAUAUAUAAUUGUGUGACUAUAAAUUGGUUUUUGAAAUGGCCUUUAGAAGCUCUUGUUAAUGUGUCCACUGCUUACUUAAAUAAUUUUAAUAUUGAUAUAGAAGAAAAAUUGAAAAAUGAUUUUUUUAAUUUAUUCGCUAUUGUACACAAUAAAGUUUCUGAAACUUGUGAAAAUUAUAAAGAACGAAUGAGAAGAAAUACUUAUGUAACUCCUAAAUCAUAUUUAUCUUUCAUUGAUUUGUACAAACAAAUGUACGUUAAAAAAUAUGAAGAAAUAAAAUUUUUAAAAGAGAGUGUAGAUAUAGGUUUAAAAAAAUUAAAUGAAGCUGCUAUGGAUGUUCAAAAAAUGAGAGAAAGUCUAACGUCAGAAGAAGAAAAAUUAAAGGAAUCUGAUGAACAAACUAAUAUAUUACUUGAAAAAGUAAAAAACGAAUCUUUAAAAGCAGAAAAACAAAGUAUAGAAGUUUCUAAGUUUAGAGACAAAUGUAUAAAAGAAAAGGAUGUCAUUUUAAAAGAACAAGAAGAAGCAGAUAAAGAUUUAAAAGCGGCAUUACCAUAUUUGCAUGAAGCAGAAGAAGCAAUUAAAAGUAUAACAGCAAAAGAUAUAACAGAAUUAAAAAGUAUGAAAACUCCAUCUGAUAUUAUAAGAAUUGUUUUUGAUGGUGUAUUAAUAUUACUACAAGGAAAGUUAAAAGAACCAAAAAUUGAAAUAAAAUAUGUAAAUAAACAACACGUAGAAUUUAUACAUGAUUCUUUUGAUGAAUAUGCGAAACCAUUAAUGGCGGAUAUUAGAUUUUUAAAUUUGUUAUUUGAUUUUUCUAAGAAUGAAAAAGAUAACAUUAAUGAAGAAACUAUUGAGCUUUUAAAACCUUAUAUUGAUUCUAAUUUUUUUAAGACACAAAUAGCUAAAAAAGCUUCAGUUGCAGCAGAAGGAUUAUGUAAGUGGGUAGGUGCUAUGGCUAUGUAUCAUCAAGCAUCAAAAAUUGUGAAACCAAAAAUGAGCUAUUUAAAAAUCCAAACAGGAAGAUUAGAAGAUGCUUUAAAACAGUUAGCAGAAGCAGAAGAUUCCCUAUUAAAAGCACAACUGUUUGUUGAUAAUCUAAAUCUAGAUAUAGAAAAUAUGUUUAAAAAAAAAAAAACUUUAGAAGAAACAGCCUUAAAAACAAAACAAAGAAUUGAACAAGCUAAUAAAUUAAUUAAUGGAUUAGCUAGUGAAAAGGCAAGAUGGACAGAAGAUUCUAAUAAUUUUUCUAAUAUUAAAAAAAAAAUCGUUGGAGAUGUUUUUAUUUGUUCUUCUUUUAUCUCAUAUUGUGGUAUGUUCAACACAGAAUUUAGAAAUUUUCUUAUAAAUGAUGUUUUUUAUCAUUAUACAAAAAAUAUAAAAAACAUACCUGUUUCUUCUAAUAUUGAUGUAAUUAAAUAUGUACUUUCCUCUGAUGAUACAAAAAUAUGUGACUGGAGUGUUCAAAAAUUACCUAAUGAUAAAUUAAGUAUAGAAAAUGCAUUGAUAUGUGAAAACACUAAUAAAUAUGUUUUACUUAUAGAUCCUCAAUGCCAAGCAAGCAAUUGGAUAAAAAACAAAGAAUUUCAAAACGAUUUAUCAAAUCAGAGAUGUAUCACUACUUUCAGUAGCAGCAAAUUUAAGGAUAAUUUAGAAUUUUGUUUAAGUGAAGGAAAAACAUUAUUAAUUGAAAAUGUAGAAGAAUAUAUUGAUCCUAUAUUAGAUUCUGUUUUAGAAAAACAAAUUAUAAAGAAAGGGAAAAAAAAUUACAUAUUAAUAGAAAAUAAUUUAAUUAUUUUUGACGAAAACUUUAAUUUAUUUAUGACUACCAAUUUACCUAAUCCCAAUUAUAGCCCUGAAAUUUAUGCUAAAUGUUGUGUUAUCGAUUUUACUGUUACUGUUAAAGGAUUAGAAGACCAGUUAUUAGGUAGAGUAUUAACUGAAGAACAAAAACAUUUGGAAAUAUCAUUAAAAAAUAUAAUGAUAGAACUCAAAGAUAAUACUAAAUCGUUGCAAGACUUAGAUAAACAACUAUUAUAUAAAUUAAAUACUAGUAGUUCUAAUUUAAUAGAAGAUGAAGAAUUAAUAGAAGUUUUAAAUAACACAAAGUUACUGUCAAAAGAAUUAGAAACCAAAUUAAGAGAUAGUAAUGAGAAGAAAAAAGAAAUAAAUGAAAAAAGAGAACAAUAUAGAAGUGUAGCCUUAAGAGGAAGUAUAUUAUAUUUUUGUAUUGUAGAUAUAACCAAUGUAAAUUAUAUAUAUAACACAUCAUUACAUCAAUUUCUUGAACAGUUUGAUUUAGCAAUCAAAAGAGCAGAAAAAGGACAACACAUAAAAAAACGGGUUGAAUCAAUAUUAUCUACAUUAACUAACUUAAUAAUUAGUUACAUGGAGAGAUGCUUAUUUGACCAACAUAAAAUAAUUUUCAAAUUAUUAAUAUCUUUAAAAAUAUUAUUAUAUGACAAUAUAAUAAGUAAUAAGGAUAUAAGUUUUUUUUUAAAUCCUCUAUCCCAUUACAAUCCAUCAAACGAUAUAAAUAGAGAAUUAUUAAACAGCAAUUUAUUAAAUGACCAUACGGACGGUCUAAAAAAGAAAGAGAAAAAAGAAAAUAUAAUGAAUGAUACUAUAGGUUCUUACUUAAAUACAAGUGAAAAAAUGAACCCUAAUGAAAAUGAAAAAAAUGCAAAGCAAACAAAUAUUACAGCUAAUAAUAAUGUUAGCAAAUAUAAUAUUGCUAAUAUAGGUAUAGAUAAUAGUGUUAAUAAUAAGAAUAAAAUAGAUUUACAUAGAAAAGGUUGUAAAGGAAAAGUAAGUUCUACAAAAUGGUUAUUUAAAAAUGAAAAAUUAUAUAAAAAUAUUGUUUCUUUAUCUAACCAUUCUUUUGGAAAUGAUAAAAAUAAUCGUUUUUUCUAUGAUAUAUUAAAUGUUAUACAAUUAAAUGAGAAUACGUGGAAAAAUUAUUAUGAUGUACUAGAUAUAGAAAAUAGAAAUAUCCCUUAUUAUAAUGAGCGCUUAGAUGUAAAUAGUAAAAUAUGCUCAUUUAUUAAGUUGUGUUUAAUAAGAUGCUUGAGAGAAGAUAGAACUAUACUAUGUGCAAAUAAAUUUGUAGAUGAAGUGUUAAAUAGAAAUAGUGAUACUAUAAAACACGAAACAUUAGAAAAUAUAUUUUCUGAAUCAAGUAAUAGAAAGCCCUUUUUGUUUUUAUUGUCUUUAGCUAGCGAUCCUACAAAUAUGAUAGAUGAUUUUGCAAAAAAAUUCAAAAAAUAUCCUACAGACAAAAUAUCUAUGGGAGAGGGACAAGAAAUUUUAGCAAAAGAAAAAUUAAAAAAUGCACUAAUAAGUGGUAAUUGGUUAAUAUUGCAAAAUUGUCAUUUAAAUAAAAAUUUUAUAAUUGAGGUUUAUAAUAUGCUAAAAAAAUUAAAUGAUAUUGAAGAAGAUUUCCGUUUAUUUUUAACAUCAGAACCAGAUGACGAAUUUCCUAUUUGUAUUUUACAUGGAAGUAUUAAAAUAUCUACAUCUUUAAGCAGUGGAAUCAAAAACAAUAUGAGAAAAAUACAUAAAGAUAUAAUAAAGGAAGAUAUAUUAGAUAAAAUUGAUGAUGAAAAGUAUAGGAAAAUUAUUUAUUCAUUAUCUUAUCUUCACUGUGUAUUGUGCGAACGAAAAAAAUUUGGGCCUCUAGGUUGGUGUGUUCCUUAUGAAUUUAGCAUAACUGAUUUAUUCGCUUCUUUCUUAUUUAUUGAAAAACAUUUAUACUCCACAUUAUUAGUAAAUAGACCAAUUGAUUGGGAAUCUAUUCAUUAUAUGUUAGCAGAAGUUCAAUACGGGGGAAAAGUAACAGAUGAUUUAGAUCGUGAAUUAUUAUUAACAUAUGUUCAAUAUUAUUUUAGUGAAGAUUUAUUUAAAGCCAAAAAUGAAAUAAAUUCUGAAUAUUUAAAUAUGCCUAAAUUUUUUGAAAUUACUAAUUUUAAAAAUUUUAUUGAAAAAUUGCCAAAUAUUGAUACACCGUCAGUUCUAGGUUUACAUAAUAAUGCUGAAAUAACUUAUCGUGUGAAUGAAACAAGACAGGUUUUAAAUUCUAUUUUAGAAAUUCAACCAAGAGAUGUAGAUCAAGGUGAAGAAAAAAGUAUGGAAACUGUAGUGAAAGAAAUCACUCUAGGAAUAUUAAAGAUUUUACCAGCAGAGAUAAAUUUAGAAGAAAUAAAAAAAAUAAUAUAUAGAAAAAAUAAAAACCAACAACCAAAUAUCCAGACAAAUCAACAAUUAAAUAUAACUUCAAAUUUAAAUACCACUAAAAAUUUUGCUGCAUUAGAAAACAGUUCUUAUAAAAAUAAAAAUAAGGAUAAUAAUGAUACAUAUGAUAACACUUUACAGAGAAGUGCCUUAUUAAAUAAUCCAAUUAGUAAUAAUACUAAUAAUGUGAAAAAUGUUCAGGGUGAUAACAAAAAUAAAAAUGUUAACAUGGAAAAGGAAGAUGAUUUUAUAAAUGAUAUAGAUAUAACAUAUUGGGAAUUCAAUUAUGAUGACGAUAAACAAGUGCAGUAUAAUUUUUCUCCUUUACAAGUAUUCUUUUUACAAGAAAUGGAAAGAAUUAAAAAAGUUAUAGAUUUAGUCAAAAUGAAUUUAAAUGAUAUAAUUAGUGCAAUUGAUGGUUCAAAAAUAAUGACAUCUGAUUUACAAAAUGAUACGAAAUAUAUAUAUUCUCAAUGUGUGCCAAAAAAAUGGAUUUAUGACGCUAGUGAAACAGAAAUAUCUUGGGUGUGUCAUAAUUUAAAUCAAUGGCUUAAUAUUCUUAAUUUAAGAUACGAACAAAUAAUGAAUUAUAUUCAUAAUGGUAAAUUAAAAUCUUAUUGGUUACCUGGAUUUUUUAAUCCUCAAGGAUUUUUAACCAGUAUGAAACAAGAAAUUACAAGAUUAAAUAAAAAAGAUCAACUAUCUUUAGAUGAAGUAGUAUUAUAUGCUGACAUAAAAAAUUAUGAUUUAGAGAAAAUAAAAGAAUUUCCUGAACAUGGAUUUAAUAUACAUGGUCUAUUUAUUGAAGGAUCUAAGUGGAAUUGGCAAGAAGGUAAACUAGAAGAAAGUUCACCAAAAGUUUUAUGCGAAAAUAUGCCUGUUAUUCAUAUCACUGUUGUAUCAAAUAAAGAUAAAAAAGUAAAAUUUAUUGAAAAUAAUAAACACAUGUUUUAUAACUGCCCAGUAUAUAAAUAUAAUGUUAGAACUGACAAAUAUUUUAUUUUUAGAAUACAUUUAAAAACCGAUAUUGAUCCUUCUAUUUGGAAGUUAAGAGGAACUUCUUUAUUAUGCUCAAAAGAUUAA